This is a messenger RNA of Sinocyclocheilus rhinocerous, 667 nucleotides long. Its product is annotated as adhesion G protein-coupled receptor G3-like. Gene Ontology annotation, biological process: cell surface receptor signaling pathway; adenylate cyclase-activating G protein-coupled receptor signaling pathway. The coding region runs from base 90 to 641 and encodes 183 amino acids. The transcript is spliced from 4 exons. Gene Ontology annotation, molecular function: G protein-coupled receptor activity. Lineage: Eukaryota; Metazoa; Chordata; Actinopteri; Cypriniformes; Cyprinidae. Gene Ontology annotation, cellular component: plasma membrane. The record is from RefSeq and is a predicted model, not a curated record.
UACCCAAGUCUGGUUAUUCAUGGAGUGAAAGUUGUAAGAGUUGUGUUGUUGAUGUCAAUGAUAACGAGUGCCAGGAGAGAUCUGCUGAAAUGGUAAACUGGGGGGUUUCACUUGUGCUGGGUGAAGGUAACUGGAGUACUGAUGGCUGUAAUACUACCAUCGACAGUGGAGACUUUGUGUGCAGUUGUAAUCAUCUGAGCUUUUUUGCAGUGCUCAUUAAUCCUGAAAUUCCUGAAGAGUCCCAUAUUGUCCUUCUCAACUACAUUUCAUACAUUGGCUCUGCCCUUUCAAUAGCAUUUACAGCCCUUAUGAUUGUUAUGUUUCUGUGCCUGAGGAAGAAGCAAUGUGAGCAUUCAGUCAUCAUUCACGUGCAGCUCUCAGGCUCCCUUUUCUUGUUGCACACCUCGUUCUUGUGCAGCGUGUGGUUUUCAGGCCAGAGAGACAUUGAAUCAGUGUGUCAGGCUCUAGGACUUUUUCUACACUGGUGCCUUUUAGCCACCUUCACUUGGACAGCCAUUGAGGGCUUCCACCUGUACCUGCUGCUGGUGCGGGUCUUCAACAUCUACAUCAAGAGAUACUUGCUUAAAUUAAGUCUUGUGGGAUGGGGUGAGUUCAAAUUCACAUUUUGGUGUCAACAGUAGCUAUACACUAUUUCAACAUUACUCAG